This is a messenger RNA of Erinaceus europaeus (western European hedgehog), 2224 nucleotides long. It is a transcript of the gene IFT38, whose product is annotated as clusterin associated protein 1. Gene Ontology annotation, cellular component: centrosome; intraciliary transport particle B; cilium. Gene Ontology annotation, biological process: cilium assembly. Bases 139 to 1380 code for a protein of 413 amino acids. The record is from RefSeq and is a predicted model, not a curated record. NCBI's taxonomy places the organism in Eukaryota, Metazoa, Chordata, Mammalia, Eulipotyphla, Erinaceidae. The transcript has 12 exons.
AUGCGCACAUCGCCUCCAGCCGAUUUGGUCCUUCCGGCGCGCUGUCGGGGGAAUCCGCCGGUUGCCAUGACGACCCGAGAGCGCUGAGGGCCGGCGGCGGCGGCGGCGGCGUGGACCCGGGUUCCGGGACCCAGCGCCAUGUCGUUCCGCGACCUCCGCAACUUCACCGAGAUGAUGAGGGCGCUGGGCUACCCGCGCCACAUCUCCAUGGAGAAUUUCCGCACACCCAAUUUUUUUCUGGUCUCCGAAGUGCUUCUCUGGCUUGUGAAAAGGUACGAACCCCAGACCGACAUUCCUUCUGAGUUGGAGACCGAGCAAGACCGAGUUUUCUUCAUUAAGGCCAUUGCCCAAUUCAUGGCCACCAAAGCACAUAUCAAGCUCAACACUAAGAAGCUCUACCAGGCAGAUGGGUACGCAGUGAAGGAGCUGCUGAAGAUCACCUCUGUCCUCUAUAACGCCAUGAAGACCAGAGGGAUGGAAGGCUUUCGAGUCCAGGAGGACGACGGAGGCAAAUUCAAGUUUGAUCUUGGCUCAAAGAUAGCAGAUCUGAAAGCAGCCAGGCAGCUUGCUUCAGAAAUCACCUCCAAGGGAGCCUCACUGUACGAUCUCCUGGGCAAGGAGGUGGAGCUCAGGGAACUGAGAACAGAAGCAAUUGCCAGGCCUCUGGAAAUAAAUGAGACUGAGAAAGUGAUGAGAAUUGCAAUAAAAGAUAUUUUGGUGCAGGUUCAGAAGACCCGAGACCUGCUCAACAACGUGGCCUCUGAUGAAGCUAAUCUAGAAGCCAAAAUUGAGAAGAGAAAAUUGGAACUGGAAAGAAACCGGAAGCGACUCCAGACGCUUCAGAGUGUCAGGCCGGCCUUUAUGGACGAGUACGAGAAGAUUGAGGAGGAGCUGCAGAAGCAAUAUGACAUCUAUCUAGAGAAGUUCCGCAACCUGACGUACCUGGAGCAGCAGCUUGAGGAUCACCACAGGCUGGAACAGGAGCGAUUCGAGGAAGCGGAAAACACUCUCCGGCUGAUGCAGAACAAACUUAAGGAAGAGGAGAAGCGUCUGCUCAAGAGUGGGAGUAACGAGGACUCAGACAUUGACAUCCGGGAGAAUGACGACUCUGACAGUGAACUAGAGGAGCGGCAUCUGUCCAAGCCUCAGACAGCCAUGGAGAUGCUCAUGCAAGGAAGACCCAGCAAACGCAUCGUGGGCACCAUGCGUGGCGGUGACUCUGAUGAUGAGGAUGACUCGGAAGACAGUGAGAUUGACAUGGAAGAUGACGAGGAGGACGAGGAUGAUCUGGAAGAUGAGAGCCUGGCACUCUCCCCGGCGAAGCCCAACCGGAGGGUCCGAAAACCUGAGCCUUUGGACGAGAGCGACAAUGACUUCUGACCUGCCGAGGGCCGCAGGCAGAGGAGAGUCCUCAGAUCCGUAGGUAGACGGGGCCACUAGGAGGUUCAUGAGGGAGGAAGCCCUUUGCUUGCUCAGCUGGUGGGACUUGCUGUCAAUGAAGCCUCCCUGUCAGCCUCAUGCUGCCUCCUGAGUCUCCUUCCACCUUAGCCGAGAACCCAGGACACCCCAAAGAGGAGGCUUUCCUGGACUUUUCACCUCCUAAGACUACGGAAGUGAGUGUGUUCUUGUUCUUAGUCAUUCACUCCCAUGGGCACAGAGCUCCAGGAGAAGGGUCAUCCCGGUGUGAAUCUGUGUGACUGCCUGUUGCCACUUGUCCCUCUGGCGACACUGUGUCCCUCUCCACCAGUCUCUGUACAGCUCACAGCUUCCCACACCGUGGCUUUCAGUUCUGCCCUUUAUUUUCAAUUCACAGUUUCAUUUCCACCCUCACUUGUGCCCACACCACCAAGUGUGUGUACUUACCAUGUAUUUUCCUAAUUGAGACUCUCUUUGAGUUAGCUAAGUUAAAUGAGAACCAGCAUCAUUCUUUGAAAGUCGAGCAGCAGAGCGGGCUCCAGAUGAUAGGUGCUCCACUGCUGUCUGCGGGCGGGUACUCAGAGCCCGGAAGGCACGGGGUAGAUUUAUCUGCUCCAGAGAAGUGAGCAGAGUGGGCUAGAGGCCCCCACCCACCCCCCCGCCAGGCAGGUGCUUUGUGUCUGAAUGUGGAACAUGCACACACAUAGCAGUUCUCACUUGCUUGUUAGAAAACUGCUGAAGUCACUUGCUCAUUAUUGAAUGUACCUGAUACCAUAUUUUCAUAUUAUUAAAUAAGUUUCACUUGGAA